AUGAAAGCUGUUGUAGCCUUCUUUGCCUCGGGCGCCUCUGCCUGGGUCAUCGGAACACAGCAAACGGAGAGUCACCCCAAGCUAACCUGGCAGCGCUGCACGGGCAAGGGCGGAACCAGCUGUUCCAACGUCAACGGCGAGAUUGUGAUCGAUGCCAAUUGGCGCUGGCUCCACGACAAGACCGCCAACAGCUACACCAACUGUUUUGAUGGCAACACCUGGAACGAGUCCCUGUGCCCCAACAAUGCGGCGUGCGCGACGAACUGUGCGAUCGAAGGCUCUGACUAUAGCGGCACCUACGGUAUCACCACCUCUGGUAACCAGCUCAACCUCAAGUUUGUCACGAAGGGGCAAUUCUCCACAAACAUUGGCUCUCGUACAUACCUUAUGCAGGACACAAACAACUAUCAGAUGUUCAACCUAAUUGGUAACGAGUUCAGCUUCGAUGUUGAUCUUUCUCAACUCCCUUGCGGUCUCAACGGAGCCUUGUACUUCGUGUCUAUGCCUCAGAAGGGCCAGGGAACACCUGGUGCCAAGUAUGGAACUGGAUACUGCGACGCACAGUGCGCUCGUGACUUGAAGUUCAUUGACGGCAAGGCCAACGCCGAAGGAUGGCAACCGUCCAGCAAUGAUGCGAACGCUGGUGUCGGCAAAUUUGGCGCAUGUUGCGCUGAGAUGGAUGUCUGGGAGGCGAACUCUGUCUCCACUGCUCUGACUCCUCACUCCUGCCAACCUGAGGGCUACAGCGUCUGCGAGGAGUCCGGCUGCGGAGGCACCUACUCACUCGACCGCUACGCCGGAUCCUGCGACGCCAACGGCUGCGACUUCAACCCAUACCGUGUCGGUGUCAAGGACUUCUACGGUAAGGGCAAGACCGUUGAUACCUCCAAGAAGAUGACCGUGGUCACUCAGUUCCUUGGCUCUGGCAGCACGCUUAGUGAGCUGAAGCGCUUCUACAUCCAGGAUGGAAAGGUCAUCCCUCAGCCGCAGCCUACCGUUCCCGGUAUGACCGGCAACAGCAUCACUCAGAAGUGGUGCGACACUCAACAGCAGGUAUUCAAGGAGGACGUCUACCCAUUCAACAAGUUCGGCGGUAUGGCCUCUAUGGGCAAGGCCAUGGCAGGAGGCAUGACUCUGGUCAUGUCGCUUUGGGACGAUCACUAUGCCAACAUGCUCUGGCUUGACUCCUCGUACCCUACGGACAAGGAUACCAGCCAGCCUGGUGUUGCCCGUGGUGAAUGUCCCACUACAUCUGGCAAGCCGUCUGAGGUCGAGUCUCAGUACCCGAAUGCUCAGGUCGCUUUCUCGAAUAUCAAGUUUGGCCCCAUUGGCUCGACCUUUGCUCAGCCUUCUGGCACUUGA
Molecule: messenger RNA, 1362 nt
Organism: Macroventuria anomochaeta
Lineage: Eukaryota; Fungi; Ascomycota; Dothideomycetes; Pleosporales; Didymellaceae
Product: glycoside hydrolase family 7 protein
Exons: 5
Coding region: 1-1362 (453 amino acids)
Biological process (GO): carbohydrate metabolic process
Molecular function (GO): hydrolase activity, hydrolyzing O-glycosyl compounds
Source: RefSeq, a predicted model, not a curated record